Molecule: messenger RNA, 4161 nt
Organism: Heteronotia binoei (common prickly gecko)
Lineage: Eukaryota; Metazoa; Chordata; Lepidosauria; Squamata; Gekkonidae
Gene: INF2
Product: inverted formin 2
Exons: 22
Coding region: 22-4044 (1340 amino acids)
Biological process (GO): actin cytoskeleton organization
Molecular function (GO): actin binding; small GTPase binding
Source: RefSeq, a predicted model, not a curated record
UUUUAGGAGCAGCUGGCCAAGAUGUCCGUCAAAAAGGAAGGGGCCCACAAGAAAUGGGUCGCUCUGAAGGAGAAGCUGGGGCCCCAGGACUCGGAUCAGACAGAGGCCAACCUGGAAAACGCCGAGCCGGAGCUCUGCAUCCGCCUCCUGCAGAUCCCUUCCGUGGUGAACUAUUCCGGUCUCAAGAAGAGGCUGGAGAGCAGCAAUGACAACUGGAUGGUCCAGUUUCUGGAGCUCUGCGGACUGGACCUUCUGCUGGAAGCCCUGGACAGGCUGUCCGGGAGGGGCGUCUCCAAGAUCUCCGACGCUCUGCUGCAGCUGACAUGCAUUAACUGCGUGCGGGCUGUCAUGAACUCUCAGCAAGGCAUCGAGUACAUUGUGAGCAACGAGGGCUACGUCCGGAAACUCUCCCGAGCACUGGACACCUCCAACGUUAUGGUCAAGAAGCAAGUGUUCGAACUCCUGGCUGCCCUCUGCAUUUACUCGGUGGAUGGCCACGCCCUGGCUUUAGAUGCUCUGGAUCAUUACAAGACGGUGAAAAACCAGCAAUACCGAUUCAGUGUGAUCAUGAAUGAGCUGUUAGCUACAGACAACGUGCCCUACAUGAUAACGCUCCUAAGCGCCAUCAACGCGAUAAUACUGGGAACUGAGGAACUAAGAGCCAGGACGCAGCUGCGGAACGAGUUCAUAGGUCUCCAGUUGUUGGACAUUUUGACCAAACUGCGAGACAUCGAGGACGAGGACUUGCUGAUCCAGUGUGAGACCUUUGAGGAGGCCAAGUCUGAGGAUGAAGAGGAAUUGCUAAGGAUAUGCGAUGGAAUUGACAUGAGCGAUCACCAAGCGGUUUUCUCCUCUCUGUUCAACAAAGUGAGCAGCUUCCCCGUCUCCGUCCAACUGCUGUCCAUCCUCCAGAGUCUCUUGCAUUUAGAACCCUCCCAUCGCUCCAGCAUGUUACUGUGGGAGUCCUUAGAAAUCCUCAUAAACAGAGCCAUCUUGCUGGCCAAUGACAUCCAAGACAACAGCGUAGAAGAAGUGAUGGAGAGACUGUUGUCCAUAAAGAAGCGCCCGAAGAAGCGUUCGGAGUCUAAAAAACUGGCCAACAAGGUCAACGAGAGCACACAGACCAACGAAGACGUGGGGGCGUUAUCAAAAGCCAGCCAGAACUGUCCUCCAGCCACUGGCCUUUCUGGGGUCUCAUCUGUUCCAGAGCCACCAAACGUGCCUGAGACCAUUACCUCGUUCGAGCUGCCCCUUUGCUCGGCACUGCCGGGGCAAAGCUGCCCUCCAUCAACUACCCAUCCCCCGCCACCCCCAGCUCCUCCGCUCCCCGGAAUGGCGGCCAUAUCAGUACCUCCACCACCGCCACCACCUCCUCUGCCUGGUGCCCUAGCAGUGCCAGCUCCCGCUCCUCCUCUGCUUGGUACACCGGGUGUCCCUCCACCUCCACCACCUCUCCCUGGUAUGGUGGGCAUCCCUCCGCCUCCUCCUCUUCCAGGAAUGCCACCUCCCCCUCCCCCUCUACCCGGCAUGGCAGGGAUCCCUCCACCUCCCCCACUGCCCGGGAUGCCGCCCCCACCUCCCCCUCUGCCUGGCAUGGCAGGGAUCCCUCCCCCGCCCCCGCUGCCCGGAAUGCCACCCCCACCUCCCCCUCUGCCUGGUAUAGGAGGAGUGCCACCUCCUCCCCCGCUGCCUGGCAUUGGAGGCAUUCCACCUCCCCCACCUCUAGGGGCCGACAUGGAGGAAAUGGUGGUGGCCCAGGUCAACUAUUCAGUCGGCUUUGCCCGGCCCUUCCACAAGAGGGUGAGGACUCCCACGCUUAGGAUGAAGAAGCUGAACUGGCAGAAGCUUCCCUCCAACGUGGUAAGAGAAGGUCAUUCCAUGUGGGCUUCAGCCACAACUAGCAUCGAGGAAGUGAUUGAACCGGAUUAUUCGAGCAUCGAACAACUGUUUUGCUUCCCGCAAACAAAGCCCAAGGAAAAAGAAGCAGCCCCGGUGAAGAUAGAACCCAAAGAGAUCACAUUUCUGGAUUCGAAGAAGAGCCUCAAUUUGAACAUCUUCUUGAAGCAAUUUAAGUGCAAAAACGAAGAGGUGGUUGAGAUGAUUCAGAAAGGAGACAGGGCGAAGUUUGACGUGGAGGUUCUGAAGCAGCUGCUGAAACUCCUACCGGAAAAGCACGAAAUCGAAAACUUGAAAUCCUUCAAAGAAGAAAAGGAGAAGUUAGCAAAUGCCGAUCAAUUCUAUCUCCUCCUCCUCGGGGUUCCAAGCUACCAGCUGCAGAUUGAGUGUAUGCUGAUGUGUGAGGAGACCACUGUCGUGCUGGAGAUGCUGCAGCCCAAAGCCGAAACCAUCGGGAGGGCGUGUGAAGAUCUCCUCCGAAGUCACCGGCUGCCAGUUUUCUGCCAGCUGAUCCUCAAAGUUGGAAACUUCUUGAACUACGGAAGUCACACAGGAGAUGCCGACGGCUUCAAAAUUGGCACCUUGCUCAAGUUAACUGAGACCAAAGCGAACCAAACCCGGAUUACUCUACUUCACCACAUUUUGGAGGAAGUGGAAAAAUCUCACACAGAUUUGCUGCAUCUUCCCAAAGAUCUUGAAUGUGUUUCAAAAGCCGCUGGAAUAAAUCUUGACGUGAUACGGUCUGAAUCCAGCUCCAAUUUAAAGAAACUGCUGGAACUUGAGAGAAAGUUGUCAUCGUCAACAGAUGAAGUGAAAGCCCAGUACGAAAAAGCCAUUCAGGAUAGCAUAAGCGCUAACCGGAAACUGGAGGAGGAGUUUGAAAAUAUUGAAAGGAAGAAGUUGGAGCUUGCCACUUACCUCUGUGAGGACCCAAACAAAUUGUCUUUGGAAGAUAUCUUUAGUACUAUGAAGACUUUCCGGGACCUCUUCAUCAAAGCAUUGAAGGACAACAAGGAUCGAAAAGAGCAAGCCGCGAAGGCCGAGAAAAGGAAGAAGCAACUGGCAGAGGAAGAGGCAAAGAGGCAGAAAGGCGAAAACGGGAAGAUCAUUAAGAAAGGGGUUGUGAAGCAAGAGGAGGUGUGCGUGAUCGACGCUUUGCUGGCUGAUAUCAGGAAGGGCUUCCAGCUGCGGAAAACAGCCCGGAACAAGGCAGAAUCAGACACUCCAGCCAAAAGCUCAUCUGGACUGACUCAGAAGGGGAAAGAGAUCGGCAAAAGCAUUCCACCCACAAAAGACGCCAUGAAACCAGAGGCCAGUGCAGCCUCUCAAAAUAAUGCCCAAGGACAUUUAGAGAAAGCCGCUCAUCCAGAAGCUACAUCUCCUAAGGAGAAGCCAGAGGUCAUCUCAGAUGCAAGUCUGGUUCCCCACACGUCCUGCACUGCUGUUGGAAAUGGAGGGCUUUCUCCAGCCCAGCCCAGCGGUGAGAAGAACAUCUUAAAUAUCCUGGCAUCAGAAGCAGGCCCUGAGCCCAGUGGUGGAACAGAGCAAAACCAGAACAUUCUAUCUAGUUCUCAGGACCAUGUGGACUACAGCGAGUUAGCACUUUCUCAGUCAGGCUCUUUCAUAAAGUUCACUGGCACCAGUUCCAACAGCUCGGCCUGCUUAAAAAGCGAAGUGGAUCCUGUUGGUUCAGGAGAUCAGAUCAGCAGAACUGAGCCAGCUGGCUCCCAAAACACCUUUGAUUCAAAGGACCAACUAAGGAGUCAUAUUGGGAAAGAAAAUGGAAUUGAGGAAUUGCCAGGAAACACAAAAGGUCUGACAACCCUUGAGGUAACUCCUGAGGUAACAGAGCUUAUAACUGUGUCACCAGUCGAGGUGCUGAAAGAGAAUGAAGACCCGUCCGUAGACUCCUUGCUGGACACGUCUCAAGAGAGGUCGUUCUCGGAAGAGCCAGUAACAGAUUCUUCGUGUUCGGCGACGUUCCCCUCAGAAAACCCCCUUGCAGACAAGGACGGCCAAAGAGGUUCAGCGAAGAGAAGGAAGAAAAAGAGACACAGCAAAAGCCAUUCAGCAAUGGUUGACACUGAUUUAAAAGCUGCGGUUGAGACUGGAGAUAAUAAAUCAAAGAGAGGUUGUGAGUUGCAGUGAGGUGGUGGCUCCCGGCAGAAAAAAUGAAAUCCAAAGAAGCGUUUUCAGCGGUGUUGCAGUCCCUCUCUCGAAGGUGCGCCCGGAAUGAGGGCAGAGCCCAAAUUUGAUCUGGGGAGA